Molecule: messenger RNA, 1599 nt
Organism: Colletotrichum truncatum
Lineage: Eukaryota; Fungi; Ascomycota; Sordariomycetes; Glomerellales; Glomerellaceae
Source: RefSeq, a predicted model, not a curated record
AUGUCGCCUCGAAGCCAUGAUGAUCUUUGGACCAGGUUCCUUAACCUUGACCAAAAGGCCAUCUACGAUCAAACUGUAAAGGAGGCCAAUAGCGACCAUGCACUCAACUUCGUUGUAGAUUUCAGCUACAGCGAGGCCAGAAUCGCAUUUGAUUUGAGUUCUGAUGAGUUCGAGACACUGUUGGGUCAAAAACCCCCCGAGGGCACAGUGCGCUGGAUCAAUAUCUGGUCCCCAGGGACUCAGCGUCCGGCUGUUGAGAAGAUUGGCACUUACUAUGGAUUUUCACCUAGACUUCAGGCCCUCAUGACUGCUGCGCGCAAACCCAACUUUGAACAAGCCAGCGCAGCACAUGCUUCUGGCCCCAGCGAUAUCGAGAUAGGGUCCGUUUCUAACGAAAAGAAGCUAUAUUCAUCAAUUCAGACCUCGACGCAAGUCUCGGAUGACGUGGAGAUCUACCAGCUAGUGAAGGAGACGAUGAAUUAUACGUCCAUUGACCACGGAAAGAAAUUUCUUUGUGUUGGCGCAAAUUGGCUACACCGCCGCCCCGGAAUUGACAAUACGAGCCGGAAACCAAGCCUUCUGCCACCGAAACAUUGGUCAUGGCUUACGCUCUGCUCUGACUCCGUUGUUCUGUCAUUCCAUGAAAUUCCACCCUGUGAACGCAAUAGUGUUUCUUGGGUCGAGGAAGAACUGAGGAACAUGCGAUCUAACACUGUUGCUGUCCUGUGCCAACUAUCGAAUCACGGUGACAAAGAUUAUAGAGAUCGAGUCAUUACACUGAAGUCAGUCAGACAGACAAUGCCCAAGGACGGGCCAGAUUGCGAGAAGGCUCGUGAAGGUUCAAGUAAUCUAUUCUUUUAUCUGUUUGAGGAUUAUUCAGGGGCAGCACCGAUUCUGAAGGCGGCGCGUGAUGAAAUCCAUAGCUUGAGUGAACAUAUACUCACAAGUACGAGUCGGAGAAGCAAGCUGAAAAGUGGCGAUGUUAUCCGGCCUUUACAUACUCUGAGAAAGGAGUUGCGGCAGUUGCACCACCUAUUCGAGAGCUACAAAAGCCUUAUAAGGCACAUUUGUAACAGACCACAAUCCGAGGAUGACCAAAGAAUGUGCCUGUGCGAUGUUCACCAGUCACAAGGCGGCAUAUUGGGGAUUAAGAUCUCCACGUCAGCAAGGAGUCGUUUCGAUCGACUCGGAGACCGGUUGCAGUUGCUGAUGUUGAACACUAUUCAGGAGUAUCUGGAGGAACUGAACGCGCUGUCUGGCACGUAUUUCAAUCUCACUGCCCAAAAGGAUUCACAGGCCACUGCCCGCCUCAGCAGAAGCGCCACUGUACUUGCUAAGCUGAGCGUUUUUUUCCUCCCUAUCACCUUCAUGACCAGUUAUUUCUCCGUCGAGAUACCCGAUUUGGUGGAACACUACACACCCAAAAUGUAUUGGAUUUGCUUUUCUGUGAUUGCCGGUCUCUCUUUUAUCAGCCUUUUUUUCUUCAGCCGCAUGCUGGAGUUCCUCAGCGACGUCCUGGAGGGCUGGGCUGAUGCGGCAUCGCGGAAGUUCCGUCGUCUCUGCGGCUUCUGUGUGCAUGACGAGAAAGACGAACAUUAA